AUGGGUUUACCGGGGCCAAAAGGUCCAAGUCAAGGCGAAAUUCGCUUGCCGCCUCACGCGUGCCCGUCUAUCAUGUCAGGUCCUGUCACACCUGGCAUAGGCAGAGAGUCGUACGACCAAGACUACUUCGAGAGGAACGUCCGGCAGUCACCCAGCGUGACUCCAGGUGCCGAUUCCACGCUCCCGGGUUUUCCAGCUACUUGUCGUAAUGACCCAAGGCCGGGCUCCUACUUUGAUGGAGUUAAACAAGUGAAACAGAGCCCGGCAUUGGGUGGGAACAUAAUAUCUGUCACAUUCACAGUCCCGCACAUCUUGGAAUAUCGCGAAGGUGCGGACUGGGAACUGCGGCGCUGCUAUAACCGCUCGGCUUUGUUGGACGCUCUUCACUAUCUCUCCGACAAUGGUCCUUGCAACCACACCGUGGUGGCGUGGACAGGCGAGAUUCGCCACGCGUCCGACAGCGAUGACGAUGCCGUGCCUGACGAAGAUCCGCCUAUAGCUCCUUCAUCCACAUCCAUUUCUCUGGGAGGGAAUGCGCGGAUGCAAAUAGGCCCACCGAAAAACGUCUUUGUGACUCGCGCCGACCAGCUUCGGCUGGAGCGACAGCUACACGAAGACGACAUCUCUAUCCUUCCCGUCUGGCUUGCAGACGAAAAGGACAUGACCUCGGGAGGCAUAAAACUGUAUGACCAGUCGAGAUGGCGACGGUAUGCGGAGCACGAUCUAUGUGCCUUGCUUCAUUAUCGACAGCACCCACCUAGUGAGCCGUACUCGGAAGGGGUGAGGUGGGCGGAUUAUUACCGAAUGAACCAACUGUUUGCGCAAAAGGUCAUCGAAAAUUACCGACCAGGGGAUAUCAUCAUAGUUCAUGACUAUUAUUUGAUGCUUCUACCUCUACUUCUGCGCGAACGGUAUCCCGAUAUAAGCAUUGCCUUCUAUCUCCACACGCCCUUUGCUUCCAGCGAACUGAUCCGGUGUCUUGGAAGACGGCAAAGCAUUCUUGAAGGUAUUCUUGGUUCCAAUCUUGUUGUAUUUCAGUCCUUCCACUACGCCCAGCACUUUGCAAACAGUUGCGCCAGAAUCCUCGGCUUGGAGGCUACGAGCAGAACUGUGCGGACGGCAACGAGGCGUGUGCGGGUUGAGGUGAUACCAAUGGGAAUCAACAUCUCCACGGUUCGCUCCCUUGCGUGGAAGGCCACAGCCACGGAGAAGUGCUCACUGCUAAAACAGCAGCAUGGCGGCAAGAAGAUCAUCGUCGCGUACGACCCCAAAGACAGAUUGGGGGGCGUGGACAAGAAGUUGCUCGCCUUUGAUCGGUUUCUCAACAAAUACCCCGAAUAUCAGAAUCGCGUAGUCCUCAUCCAAGUCAUGAGCCCGACGACAAUGGAGGCAGACGAUACAGAAGAAUCAGACUACGCUACUGGCGUCAGCGAGCUUGUCUCUGAAGUCAACCGCAAGUACGGUUCGCUGGAUUACAUGCCCAUCCAGCUACAAUCCCAGAGUCUCACCAUCGACGAAUACUUUGCCCUGCUGCGGUCGGGACAUGUCGCACUGUUCACAAGCGUUCGCGACGGAAUGAGCACGACCAGCUUGGAGUACGUCGUGUGUCAGCAGAAUAGCCAUGGUCCAAUCAUCAUAUCCGAGUUUAGCGGAACGGCCAGCAGCCUCAAGGAAGCUAUUCAAAUCAACCCUUGGGACACGGACGGCGUCGCAGAUGAGAUUUACAGGGCGUUGAAUAUGUCUGAGGAAGAACGGCAAGACAUGCACGCGGCGAUGCAUAAGCAUGUUACGGAGCGCGAUGUUCGAUACUGGGCGACGACCAUGGUGCGCCGUUUAAAAAGGGCUGUUGUUGCCCCCGACUCAAAGUCUGUUGCGGCUAAAGGUCUUCCUAUUAUUGGCUAG
This is a messenger RNA of Metarhizium acridum CQMa 102, 1902 nucleotides long. RefSeq lists its product as uncharacterized. Gene Ontology annotation, molecular function: trehalose-phosphatase activity. NCBI's taxonomy places the organism in Eukaryota, Fungi, Ascomycota, Sordariomycetes, Hypocreales, Clavicipitaceae. Gene Ontology annotation, biological process: trehalose biosynthetic process; cellular response to heat; fungal-type cell wall organization. Gene Ontology annotation, cellular component: alpha,alpha-trehalose-phosphate synthase complex (UDP-forming); cytosol. The record is from RefSeq and is a predicted model, not a curated record.